This is a messenger RNA of Amborella trichopoda, 1120 nucleotides long. RefSeq names its product DNA sliding clamp PCNA. Gene Ontology annotation, biological process: translesion synthesis; regulation of DNA replication; leading strand elongation. Gene Ontology annotation, cellular component: PCNA complex. NCBI's taxonomy places the organism in Eukaryota, Viridiplantae, Streptophyta, Magnoliopsida, Amborellales, Amborellaceae. The record is from RefSeq and is a predicted model, not a curated record. Gene Ontology annotation, molecular function: DNA binding; DNA polymerase processivity factor activity.
UCGUUAGUCACAGAGUAUUAGAGAGAGAAACAUUGUUUGCAUUUGUGAGGGAGUUUUAGAGAGAGAGAGAGGCCAAUCGGCAUGCUGGAGCUAAGGCUUGUGCAGGGGAGCCUCCUGAAGAAGGUAUUGGAUGCCAUUAAAGACCUGGUCACCGAUGCCAACUUCGAUUGUUCGAGCACGGGUUUCUCAUUGCAAGCCAUGGAUUCAAGCCAUGUUGCUCUUGUUGCCCUUCUUCUCAGAUCUGAUGGUUUUGAGCAUUUUCGGUGCGACCGUUCUGUGUCAGUGGGGAUGAAUCUGAACAAUAUGGCAAAGAUGCUCAAAUGCGCAUCGAAUGAUGAUAUUAUCACCAUUAAAUCUGAUGAUGGUGGUGAUGCUGUAACCUUCAUGUUUGAGAGUCCAAAUCAGGAUAAAAUCUCUGAUUUCGAAAUGAAGCUUAUGGAUAUCGAUAGCGAGCAUCUGGGCAUUCCCGAGGCUGAAUAUCACGCCAUUGUUAAGAUGCCUUCUUCUGAAUUUGCUACAAUUUGCAAGGAUCUCAGCACCAUUGGGGACACUGUGAUGAUAUCAGUAACCAAGGAAGGAGUGAGGUUUUCCACCAAAGGGGAUAUUGGAAGCGCCAACAUAGUCUGCCGCCAAAACACCUCUGUUGACAAGCCAGAAGAGGCAACUAUAAUAGAGAUGCAAGAACCAGUGUCCCUAACAUUUGCCUUGAGGUACUUGAACUCCUUCACAAAGGCAACCCCCCUAUCAUCAUCAGUCACCAUAAGCCUCUCAUCUGAGCUACCAGUCGUGGUCGAGUACAAGAUCGCAGAUAUGGGUUACCUUCGAUUUUACCUUGCUCCAAAGAUUGAAGAUGAGGGAGAUGAGUCUUGAACCAUCUGUUAUGAAUUCCUUUUUUUCCUUCAAUCUGUUCUCUUUUUGUUUGGGUUGUAAGGUAGUUUUAGAACAUGUAAUUAGUUGAUUAGUUAAAGCAUUCCAUACUCUCUAAUUAUCUUUUAUUGGUAUUCAUUAUUCUUGGUUGAAAAAGUAGCUUUACACCAUGUGACCAGUGCAUUAAUUAAAGCACUCCAUGACCUCUUUUUAUCUCUUGUUAAUGUUAAAGUAACUAGGUGGUGUUAAAGUA